GUGCAUCAUUUCUCCAUUCGACCCAUAUCGAUUUGAGUUCAAGAAAUUAAACAUGGAAGAACAACAACUCGUUUUCUUGAAAAUGUUUGUAUUGUUUCUCAUCUUACCUUUAGCAGCUGCAACCGAAGACGGGCCGUCUUAUGAUUAUUCAGGCUACAUUGAGUGCAAAAAUGAGCCGGAAGAUCCGCUUUAUAAUGGUGGGAUGGUCAUUAAUCAAAACCAAUCUGUUUCGUCUACAUUCAUGUUGCCAAAUCUCUCAGGCAACACAAUCUACUCAUUCUCCAGUUGGGUAAAGAUAAAUGGCUCCAAUGCAACCACGAUCAAGGCGAGCCUAACUCUAGGCAAUGACACAAAAAUGUGUAUAGGAAAUGUCAUUGCAAAAAGCGAAUGUUGGUCGUUUCUGAAAGGUGGAUUUGUACUCGAGUCACCCUUGAACGAUGCCAUCGUGUAUUUUCUGGAUUCCAAUGGAUAUAACGUCAAUGUGACGCUUGCAAGCGCUUCUUUGCAACCAUUUACACAUCAACAAUGGCAAAAAGAUCAACAAAACAGCAUUGAUAAAGAAAGAAAGCGCGCUGUAACAAUCCAUGUAUCCGAUGAGGAUGGAAACAUGAUCGAAGGAGCUAGGAUCUUCGUCGAGCAAACUAAUAGAGAUUUUCUUUUUGGUUCAGCCAUAUCAAAGAAUAUUCUUGGGAACUUACCAUAUCAGAAAUGGUUCCUCGAAAGAUUCAACGCAGCUGUUUUCGAAAACGAACUAAAAUGGUGUGAAACUGAGCCUGAACAAGGGAGUGUCAACUACACUAUACCAGAUUUGAUGCUAGAUUUUGUGAGAGCUAAUCAGAUUACGGUCAGAGGGCAUAACAUAUUCUGGGAAGACCCAAUGUAUAUCCCUUCAUGGGUCCAAAACCUAACCGGUGAUGCGCUUUAUUCAGCUGUCAAGUCGCGCAUACAAAGCCUAAUGACUCACUACAAGAACCAAUUCGUCCAUUGGGACGUUUCCAACGAGAUGCUACACUUUGACUUCUAUGAGCAACAACUCGGUCAAAACGCCUCGCUGGAAAUGUUUAAAUUGGCCCAUGAAACUGACCCGUUAGCAUGGUUGUUUAUGAAUGAUUUUAAUGUGGUGGAGACGUGUGGUGAUCUGAACUCAAGUGUCGGUGCAUAUGUCGGUAGGAUGAAGGAGUUGGAGGAGGGUGGUGUUACUAUGGAUGGUGUUGGGUUAGAAGGACAUUUUACAAUCCCAAAUCCUCCUUUGAUUAGAGGUGUAUUGGACCAACUUGCUGCAUUGCAUCUUCCUAUUUGGCUUACAGAAGUUGAUAUCAGCAACACCCUUGAUCAAGAUACCCAAGGAAAGUAUUUGGAGGUAGUAUUGAGAGAAGUGUACUCACACCCAUCAGUAAAUGGGAUAAUGCUAUGGACAGCAUUGGACCUAAAUGGUUGCUACCAAAUGUGUCUCACAGAUCCCAAUUUUCAAAACCUACCUGCUGGGGAUGUUGUGGACAAUUUAUUGUUAAAAGAGUGGUCAACGGGGGUGGUCAAUGGUCAAAGUGAUGAAGAUGGGACUUUUAGCUUUGAUGGGUUCUUGGGUGAGUAUAUGGUCAAUGUUGACAUUGGAAAUAUGACUUCUAACUCAACAUUCUUCAUCUCCAAAGGAGAUGAAACCACCCAUUAUAGUAUUCAAUUGUAGUUUCUUUAUUGAAAAGAAGACUCAACUAUAUGGCACAUCUCUUACUAUUUAUUGUAUAUAGUUUUAAAAUUUAUGUUU
Molecule: messenger RNA, 1762 nt
Organism: Helianthus annuus (common sunflower)
Lineage: Eukaryota; Viridiplantae; Streptophyta; Magnoliopsida; Asterales; Asteraceae
Product: endo-1,4-beta-xylanase 5
Exons: 8
Coding region: 53-1684 (543 amino acids)
Biological process (GO): carbohydrate metabolic process
Molecular function (GO): hydrolase activity, hydrolyzing O-glycosyl compounds
Source: RefSeq, a predicted model, not a curated record